Prorocentrum cordatum is the source of this 858-nucleotide messenger RNA. NCBI's taxonomy places the organism in Eukaryota, Dinophyceae, Prorocentrales, Prorocentraceae. The record is from the annotation of a GenBank genome assembly.
AUGGGCUCGCCCAUUGGCGCUCGCCAGAAGCCAACUGACCUGCCCAUCACUUUUGACAGAGUGUCCAACUUCAAUACCGAGACGACGACCUACCGCGGGGAUGACAAGGUCGGCAAAGGGCCGAAGGGGUUCACCUACUCUAGCGACACCUUCGGGCAGCGCGACACUCUUGCCACGUCGCUCUGGAACCUCACCCCCGACGCUCAGUCUGCAUUUGGGGCCGCCGGCAACCUCCUUUGGAUCAGCGCUCCUUACCCAGCGCGCAAAGCUUGCUUGACGCCGCCCUCCGACAGGAUAACCUACCUCUACCACGAACAAGCAGCCAGUCUGGCGCUCCGCUACGAAUUGCAAUUCUCGGACAUCCAGACGCCCGGGCGCCACUCGUGCUCGUUGCGCCUGCUGUCCAAGGCGCCGCAGCCUACCGCGUGGGCCGUGCCUGUGUACACCCCGCUCGAAAACAUCCCCGAUACCUUCUCCGGCCUGAUCUUGUUCAACUUCGAGGCUGCAGUCGUCCAAGUCGGUCAGCUCGAGCAGAAAACAGAAACCCGCCGCCUGAUCUCUGUGGCGUCCGCGUCCGGCAACCGCUUCGACAUCAUGGUCUGGCGCAAGUACGCGACCACCGCGCGGACCAACCAAGUGCUGCACGUCCACAGGGCGGAGGUGUCGUGCACGGCGCGCAAGGCCAUCUUCGGCAACGCCCCAGCGCCACGGGCCCCCCGGCAGAUCAACGUCUGGUCCAGCUCCUCCAUCGAUGUCAUUGGGAACGCCGACGACGACGACGACUUGGACUGUCCAGCGUGCCCGGAGUGACCCGCUGACCGUCUCUGUCACGGUCUCUCUCUGAAGCCACAUGUCCAG